Messenger RNA from Letharia columbiana, 1584 nucleotides. RefSeq lists its product as uncharacterized. Gene Ontology annotation, cellular component: membrane. Gene Ontology annotation, molecular function: transmembrane transporter activity. Lineage: Eukaryota; Fungi; Ascomycota; Lecanoromycetes; Lecanorales; Parmeliaceae. Gene Ontology annotation, biological process: transmembrane transport. The record is from RefSeq and is a predicted model, not a curated record. Bases 1 to 1584 code for a protein of 527 amino acids. The transcript is spliced from 4 exons.
AUGGAUAAUAGUGUUGUGAUUCAUGAUGGAGAUUUCGAGCUCGAAGACGCCUCCUCCAGCUGGCGGCAGAAAUUGCCUCGAAUCGCUAGCGACCCCAGCCUUUGUUCUACUGCCAUCUCAGAAGAGGAUGCUAGUGAGCAUGCGAAGGAUAACGGGAAAGAGAGCUUCAAAAGCUUCACAGCGGAUGAGGAAAGAGUGAUAGUCAGAAAACUCGACCGCCACUUGGUUCUAUUCAUAGCAUUCCUAUACAUGCUCUCUUUUCUCGACCGAUCAAACAUCGGAAACGCGAGGAUCGCCGGCUUGACAGAAGAUCUAAACCUCGACUCUUCCCAAUAUGAAUGGCUACUUACAAGCUUCUAUUGCACGUAUAUUACAUUUCAAUGGAUGACCCUUCUGUACGGCAUCGUACCAGCUCACAUCUACAUAUCCCUUGCCACGCUGACAUGGAGCCUGACUGCAUGCCUGCAAGCCGUCGCAAGCUCAUUUUCUUCCAUGCUCGUUCUCCGCGCCCUCCUCGGUAUCGGAGAAGCUGCCUUCUCCCCCGGAAUCCCCUUCCUCCUCUCCUUUUUCUUCAAGCGGGAGGAGCUGGCAUUUCGAACCGGCCUCUUCAUAUCUGCUGCCCCUCUUGCAACUUCGUUUGCAAGUAGCCUGGCCUGGCUGAUAACAAAGGUGGCAUAUCAUGUCCAUAUAUCAGCAUGGAGAGUGUUAUUUCUAGUAGAGGGAUUUCCCAGCAUCAUUGUUGCUAUACUCGCGUGGUACCAGAUUCCCGAUACUCCUGACACGGCCAGAUUUCUCAACCAGCGCGAGAAGAAAAUUGCGCGUCUGAGACUCAGCAAGGAAAGGCAUACCGGAAAAGGGACGAUGAGCAAAAAAUCCAAAUUAGACUGGCAGGAGAUACGCGAGGCUUUGACGGACGUGAAGUGUUGGAUCACUGCGUGCAUGUUCUUCAGCUGCAAUGUAGCUUUCUCCAGUCUUCCUCCUUUCCUUCCGACCAUAGUCCACGAGAUGCAUUAUAGCGCAUUGGCAUCCCAAGCCCUCUCAGCCCCGCCCUACUUCGUUGCCUUCCUCGUCGUUCUAGUCACCGCCUUUCUCUCAGAUCGUUCACAGAAUCGAAGCUACUACGUGAUCUUUCACGCCCUCCUUGGUGGUUUCGGCUACCUCUCCAUCGCCAUCGGAGGCAUGCUUAGAGCCGAUUCGAGAUGGAGAUACGCCGGUGUUUACCCCGCAGCCGCUGGCUUCUUCUCCGCAAUAACCCUCAUCCUUACCUGGACUAUCAACAACCAAAACUCCGACUCGAAGCGAGGGACUGGCGUCGUAAUGCUGAAUCUCCUUGGACAAUUCGGACCCCUGGUAGGUACGAGACUCUAUCCGGAUAGUGAUAAGCCAUAUUAUGUGAAGGGUAUGGCUGUGUGCAGCCUUUUCAUGUUUUUGGUGGCAUUGCUGGCGUGGUGGCUGAGGAGAUUAUUGACCAGAGAGAAUGAGAAUUGGACGGAACACGAGGAGGCGAUAGGUGAGGGGGAAGACGAAGCGUUAGUGGAUGAGAAUGGUCUCAGGACCAAAGCUCGGUUCAUCUAUAUUGUGUAG